Molecule: messenger RNA, 3862 nt
Organism: Haplochromis burtoni (Burton's mouthbrooder)
Lineage: Eukaryota; Metazoa; Chordata; Actinopteri; Cichliformes; Cichlidae
Gene: meox1
Product: mesenchyme homeobox 1
Exons: 3
Coding region: 481-1284 (267 amino acids)
Biological process (GO): positive regulation of transcription by RNA polymerase II
Cellular component (GO): nucleus
Molecular function (GO): RNA polymerase II cis-regulatory region sequence-specific DNA binding; DNA-binding transcription factor activity, RNA polymerase II-specific
Source: RefSeq, a predicted model, not a curated record
AUAUGUUUAAAAAGGAGGAGGGCUCACUUGUCAAGAAUGCCUUAGAAGAGUUGUGAAAACAGCCAGCCCGAGAACGGGAGUUAUACAGUUGUGGAUGCCGCUUUCCCGAAGAGCAGCAACUUGGUUAGAUCUGGGAAGGAGAGAGGGUGUGUGUGAGAGCGACGCAGAAGGGAAAGUGUGUGAGAGUGUGUCAGGACCAGAGGCUCCAAAGGACGUCACGCACGCUCCCAGAGAGAGAGGGAAACGUGCUGUCACAGGAAGGUGUCUAUCCUCACGUGCACUGGGCUGUGGAAGCGUCAACAGCCUCUGACAGAAGUGAGUAGAUGCAGUGAGACGAUGGUGUUCAUUUAGUCAGCUGAAGUGGAUAUUACUCAAAAGUGACAAAGAUAUCGAUUUCUAGUCCUAACUUACUUUCUGAGAGAGGUUGAAAUUCCUCGACAGGAAAAAGACUGUACUCGUGUGAAGGGUUUUUGCAUCACGAUGGAUCAGCCGGCCAGCAGCUGCAUGCGGAGCGCCCAUCCCAGCACCCCCAUCUGGGGCUGCAUGAGGAACCCUCACUCUGGGGUCCCAGGGGUGAAUCUGCAGUCGCCCUACCAGCAGGCCCCGUUCUCCCUCCACCAGAAGCCUGAGUUCCUGGCCUACACAGAUUUCUCCACCUCCUGCCUGGUGUCGAGCACGCCGCACGCAGCCUACCCUCGCGAUGACAGACUGUACCAAGAGAGCCAAGGGGGUUACCAAAGAGCUGACUGGCAGUUCAACCAAUGUGAGACUCGUGUGAGAGCACCUGAGGCCUGCCCGCCUGUUGCCCCUGCAGUAAUAGGUGGCGGCGGCGGCAGUGGGGCUGGAGGGCCUGAGCUGGACAGUGUAGGGGGGGACAGGCUUCCAGGCACUGUGCCCGGGUGUAUGGAGGGAGAAUACUCACCCCAGAGCGUGGCGUCGGCCGAUUCGGACAAGAAGAGCUCCAAUAAGAGGAAAAGAGAUGUCACAGAUAUCCAGGAGUCUAGCUUUAAGGUGGAUUCCAGCUGCAAGGCAAGAAAAGAGCGCACAGCAUUCACCAAGGAGCAGCUGAGAGAACUGGAGGCAGAGUUCACCCACCAUAACUACCUGACCAGGCUGCGUCGCUACGAGAUCGCUGUAAACCUGGACCUCACAGAGAGACAGGUUAAAGUUUGGUUCCAGAAUCGGCGAAUGAAGUGGAAGAGAGUGAAGGGAGGACAAUCGGCUUCGCCCAACGAGCUGGAAAAUGACGACAUAGACUCAGCUGCUUCACCCAGCUCUGAAUGAUGUUUUUAAAAAAUUGUCUUCGGACAAAAAAAAGAAGAAGAAAAAAUAACGAGGCCUGCGCUCAACUGGACACCAACGCAACCUUUGAUUUUAUGGAAAGUUGACUCCAGGAACCAAAUAAUUCCAGAGACUUUUUCAUUCCCAAGAAGAAAACACCAAGCAUCCGUCACUGUUUUCUGUUGUAAAUAGUUGAUUUAUGUCCAUAAUGAACUGUAUUUUCAUACAACUUUGAUAAAUAUUCCAUUUAAGAGGCCCACUCUUGAUAUUCCUGAUCGUUGUAUAUUAGUGACAAAGUCCAUACAGCAGCUUUAAGGCUAGUGAUGACAUAUCAGGCCAUGAUGUGAUUGUGUUUGAGGUCCUCCCCUUUGCUUCCAGUAUUGUAAUCAUGGCCUUUGACGCUUGACUACAACCACCUGGGAAAACUCAGACUGCACGAGUGUUGCCAAGGCCUAAGUGCCUCCGAAUCAGAUUUUACUUUUUUUUUCAUUUUGAGAGUUUCUUUUUCCUAGAAUAUAGUUUUUUGGGUUUUUUUCUUUUCAGUAAGGCAUUUUUACUACGUUUUAUACCAUUUGAAUGUUGUUGAUAAAACACAGAUGUUGACUGUUUCUGCAAAUAAAAUAAAUCAUCUGUUGCAAAAUGGGAAACAUAUUGGUAAUUUCUUCCACCUGCAACAGUUGAGUUAUGACUGGACAGUAGGUACAGUAGAUGUGUAUUUUUGGCAGAUGGUUUUAUUAUGUGUGACUAUAAUUCCUAAAAGCAAAAUAAUUACUGAUAGUUCAGUUUGCUUCCAUUUGCUAUUUUUGUUGGCAGGGGAAAGCAGAAGUAUUAAAUAGUUUGCAUGUGUGUGCACUUAAUGGAUGCAGCGAAAUAUUGUAGCUAUAUCAAACACUGUGGUGCACUUAUUGGUGGUUGUUUAAACUAUCAGUGUUUUGUACCAUGAUUUAAAAUGAUGACUCUUCUUCUUGUGCAAGGGCUAAAGAAAUAGCACACAAAAAAAAUAUUUUUUGCUAAAUCUAACAAACAAAACUGCACCAAUCAAUAUUCUUAAUCGGUCCGUUUAUCAGUGAGUGUACAAUAUAAUGCAACCAAAUAGGAAUGAACUCAUACGCCUGUCCUUUGACCAUGUAGUCAAAGAGCAGUUUUUAAUUUUAAUGUUUUUAACAUGACAAACAGGAAGCAUGAUUAGUUAUGAGCCACAUGGCCACUGUGUACUAAAGUCAACACCCUGCAGCUCCUGUUUGCAUGCUGCAUAUACGUGCCAGCUGUGUGAACACUGAUUAAAUAUACACAGGACAGUGUUGUUCUAUGGUAUUGGGCUGUUUUAUGUCAGAUUAUAUACCUGAGCAUUACUAUGACAAAAACAUUGACCUGAUCAUCAAAUUUAUCAAUGCUAUCUACUGCCUACUUGUGUUUUUUUGCCUACUACUGUAGCACUUUUAUUUCAGACUUUUUAAAUUCUUGGCUAAUUUUUACUUGCAAGAUAGCCCGUUCAACCACUGUUUUAUAAAUAACGGCUAUAAUAAGCGAAACUGAAACUGAAAUCCACACUGGUGACGUUGAAACCGGAGACCUGAGAAACUGAAUAACAUUCCUCACUCCAAGCGACUAAGAGUGAAAUAAUCACUGAUGACAGCAAUUGGGUGGGACCAAGAGAAACCUUUCUCAGCUUCCAAGCAAUUGCAACAACUACCAAAUACAGCAAGGAAUACAGCUGACUGACAUAUGACCUGGUAGUAAAUAUGUUAGAGGAUUACCCAGGCAAUCAGGGCCUGCAAUGUCCACAAGCAUCCAGCUGUCAGCUGCAAAGCGGCGUGCAAUUAGCAAACCAUUUCCAGUAUAUAAGAAGCUUAAAGUUAGGCAACUUCUGAGCUAGCUGUAACUUAGCUGCCACAGCCACUGUUGUGUAUUUGUGACUGGCUAAAUAGGCCAAUCACAAAUACACAUACACAUAAAAAAAAACAUGCCUUGUGCUGUAUUAAUAGUAAUGCAUAAUUUUUUUUUACCUUGGUAAGGAGGAAAACAAAUCCUGUUAUUGCUAGCUUUUCCGACUUUGCGAUUAGAACUCGCUCAACUUGUGAGUGAUGUCAUUCCCAGCUCAAACUUCCGAGGUAAACGGAAUGCAGCAUAACUUGUCUUUUCACCAAAAUCUAAAAUCAGGAUAGUUUUUGUUUUUGGAGAGUUUGUGUUGGAAUUUGCAUUGGAACCUGUGUUGCACUUGGAGCCGGUCAUUUGUUGACAUUAGCGAUUGUUCCAGUUAAAAGCUAACAUUGGCUAAUGUUGCUAAUGAGUGUUGGAAGCUGGAAGCGGAAGAGAAGUCUUGACUCAAGGUAAUUAACAGCAAGCAUGAACAUCACAUGCUUUGGAUAUUCAUGGCAAUUCACAUAGAAAUACGCAUAGAAAUAACACUGGCUGUUUCUGUUUUUUAUGUUUAAUCCAUUCACAUCGCCAAUAAAAGUGUUUAAUCCACAAAAAUGCUGCUAACACAGCCCUAAUGUUGCUUUUGGCCUUAGUAAUUUGGUGCAUUCACACUGAUGCCAUGCCUUAUUUUCAGCAGCAGGCAGUCUCCUACAUACAAAGU